Messenger RNA from Poecile atricapillus (Black-capped chickadee), 3742 nucleotides. It is a transcript of the gene PODXL2, whose product is annotated as podocalyxin like 2. The transcript has 9 exons. NCBI's taxonomy places the organism in Eukaryota, Metazoa, Chordata, Aves, Passeriformes, Paridae. The record is from RefSeq and is a predicted model, not a curated record. The coding region runs from base 103 to 2025 and encodes 640 amino acids.
CGGGCGGCGGGCGGGCGCGGCGGCGAGGGGCAGAGCCCGGCGGGCGGCGGGGCGGCCCCGCUCCCCGUGAAGAGGCGGUGCGGCAGGGCAGCGGCCGCCGCCAUGCAGCCCUCGCACCGGGCCCCGGCGUUGCUGCUGCUUCUGGCCGCCGGGACCUUGUGCCUCUGUCUUGCCUCCUCUGAGGACCCAACUGCCGAUGGCCUCACAUCAACUUCCCUGCUGGAAUUUGCUAUGAUGUCCCACCUGGAGGCCAUGAAUUCCCAUGAGCAGAGCAGCCCGGAGGCUGCAGAGCCAGAUCUUGCCCCUGGCUCUCUGCAUGCUGCUCCAGGGUCAGGCUUUGCCAGCGAGGAGAAUGAGGAAUCCAAGAUCUUGCAGCCCCCACAAUACUUCUGGGAAGAUGGGGGAGAGCUCAACGACUCCAGCCUGGACUUGGGACCAGCAACAGAUUAUACCUUUCCUGCUUCAUCUCAGAAGGCAUUGCUGAAACGAAAUGGGACACAAGUAGACAACUGGGAAAUGGCCACUGUCCAGCCACCAGCAGAAUUUGUGGAGCCUGACUUACACACACCUUUCUCCACACUAGAGGAAGAGGAGGGGCUGCUCCCUAUAGACCACUCAAGAGGAGGAAUGGAGAGCCUUCAUACCUCUGGACCAGAGGUUGCAUCUUCUGAACCAGUGGACCAAGAGGACUCCUUCUCCCUUCUGUUUUCCACAGCCUCUGCCCAGCCAGGUGUUGUGACUGAGGCAGCCAUAGGAGGGCAAGAAGAGGACUCUGUUUCUCCAGGCUUAGACCUUGGGAGCAGCAUGGGACCAGGUCUUCUACCUGUGCCCUCUACUUUUUCUACUACUGUUGCUGCAAGAUCUGCCAGUUCUCCCAGUGAUUCCGAGGAACCCUUUGAGGUAACAACUAGAGACAGUUGGGCUGUUGGGGGAACAGAUUCAGAGCUGACUGUGGCUACAACAGGAGCAGAGCUUGCAGAGACCACGGUGGAGGCUGCUGGGGAAGAGCAUUCAGCCAGGGAGGAGGUCUCAGAGGCCACGGUGGGGUGGGAGAUGCUGGAGCCCACGAUGCUGACUGAAAUGGAGCAGACCGUGGAAAUGCCUGUGGGAACACUCUAUCCUGCAAGCAGCUCCCCAGGCACCCAGACUCUUCCUGGUAGUGAGCAGCACCCCCCUUCUGUGUCUCCGUGGGACAGAGCUGAUGAGCCUGCGCUGGAUCCCGCUUGGAAUGACACCGAGUCAGCCACUGAGGCUGCAGCAGCAGAGAGGAGCUCAUCUCCACAGGCUGGGGAUGCCCGCGUGGCCAUGCUGCCAACUGAGCUGCCCUGGGACUCAGCACAGGUGAUCUGCAAAGACUGGAGCAACCUCGCAGGAAAGAACUAUAUCAUCCUGAAUAUGUCGGAUAACAUUGACUGUGAGGAAUUUCGGUUGGAGAGGGGUCCCCAGCUGUUGGCACUGGUGGAGGAUGCCUUCUCCAGGCAGGCAGAGGGGCUGCAGGACCGCUGGCUCAUCUCUCUGAGCAAACCCAAUGAGAAUGAGAAGCACUUGCUAAUGACGCUGGCAGGGGAACAGGGCGUUAUCCCUACAAAAGAUGUUCUCAUGGCACUGGGGGAUGUUAAGAGGAGCUUAGCUGAGAUUGGUAUCCAGAACUACUCGACCACCACAAGCUGCCAGUCGCACCCUAACCAGACGCGCAGUGAUUAUGGGAAGCUCUUUGUGGUGUUGGUGAUCAUCGGCUCCAUCUGUGCCAUCAUCAUCGUGUUGGGGCUCAUCUACAACUGCUGGCAGAGACGCCUGCCCAAGAUGAAGAACAUGUCGCACGGCGAGGAGCUGCGCUUUGUUGAGAAUGGCUGCCAUGACAACCCCACCUUGGACGUGGCCAGUGACAGCCAGUCGGAAAUGCAGGAGAAGAAGCCGAGUGUGAACGGUGGAAACACCAUCAAUGGCCCCGACAGCUGGGACGUCCUGAUCAAUAAGCAGGCGAGCGAGGAUGUGGAUGUGUUUGAGGAAGACACGCAUCUUUAGAUAAAGAAAGGAGGGAACCACCCUCUUAAACACACUUGUUUCUCUCCUAUCUUGACUGAUGGACCAUGGGAUCAGGUGGCUUCUCAGGAACUUCUUAAAACCUUUGAACAGGUCUUUGGGCAAGUUUUCCCUAUGGAAGUCCUGAGCCUGCAUCUGAGGCUUGGAGGCAGGAGGAUCACGGAACAGAGGGAAGCAGGAGGGGCUGAUCUUGUCAAGUCGAUUGCACUGUUGUCCCUCUCCUGCCAGCCCUGCAGAGACGGGUCAUCUCCGGGGACCUGCGGGCUGGGAAGCACUGUAGAGAGGCUGUUGGUAGCCUACUUUACUCUGUCCAGUGUUUGCAUUUCCAGCUCUGCACAGGGAGGAUGUAAAGAGGAAGAAAACCUUUGUCUUAGCAUUUGUAACAGGAAGCUUUUCUAUCACCCUAAUGUAGUUAAACUUCUUUUUAAUAAAAACUGUGAAAGCUGGACUUUUCAGAGCAGUGUGCCAGGCAACAGAGUAGAUGCAGGAGACAAAGCAAUUCCUGGAAAACUUUACCACCUACUCGGACAUCACCAUAAUUCCAUCUGCCAAAUGUUUGGUCGCACUGACACCUGGUGGCAGUUGGGAGUUGGAAACGAAAAAUUAAAAAAAAAAGAGCUUUUCUCUUAGCUUUGGAUAUUUGUUUCCUGUGACUUGCCUAGGAUAACCUGCUUUAUUCAUGAGGGGCUGCAGGACUCGACUGUGAGCAGAGGGGCUUGUACCAGGCAUGUCAAGGAUGGUUUUUGUGAGGACAUCCUUGUCUGCAAAGUAGUGAGAUGGGACAUUCCUUGGAGUCACCAGUAUAGAGGCCCUGGGUAGCAACUACGGGUCUCACCUCCAUCUUCCUGCUUUGUCUGCCACUUGCUCCCUCUGCUCCUUGGGACCACAGCUAGAAUGCAGGGACUCUGCCUUGAAGUGGAGAUGGUUCUUCAGAGAGAGCAUCAGGUGCUGUUGUGAGGAGUGCAGUGCCUCGGGGAACACCGGCGAUAGCAUCGUCUGGAUGCACAGCCAAGAUCAGUGGCUCUCCAUCUCUGUGGGAUCGUGGCCAGAUGUGAUCUGGGAUCACCAAGCUUCAGAUUACUCCGAGGUGUCACCCAGAUAUCUGGAACUGUGCCUGUAACAUGGAGUCUAACAUGUUCUAGGACUCUUCAUCCUGCAUGCCGCCAUGGGGUAUGUAGGGUGGAAGGAAACAACGAGGAGUGAUCUAGUAAUCGUGCUGUGAAGGAUGUAAUGCAGCUUGAGAAUACAUCCAAGAUACACUUUAAGGAUCCCUCUGGCAGAGGCUAUGGUGUGAAAUGAAGGUACUUUAUCCUGAGGACUAUUGCAGCAUGACCUUAGAGCAUUGCAGCAGGGUGCCACUGCAGCCACAGCCGUCAGCAACUCGUCUGUUCCCAUCUGCCUUUGCAGCCAUGCAGGAGUGCAUCUACCCUUCAUAGGUUUGGGACAGCUCAGUCAGACACAAGCAUCUUCAUCUGUGCUGGCUUAUGAGAGCCUCAGGCGCUCGUCUAAGCUGACAGGCAGGCUUUGAGCCAUUCUCAACACCUUCAUUCCUGCUGGACACAAACGGCAAGCCCUGGUCGCUGCUCGGGAUUGCUGCUGAAGAACACUUAGAAACACUUGUGUCUGGCCCUGGAAAUAACAGGGUUGUGGUUUUGUUUUCUUUGCAAUAAAACACACCUACUGGGUGUCUGAACACUGA